AUGGCCGUUGCACCCGCUCUCCACGACGUUAUCAUCAGCUUCUCCAAGGAUGCGCCGAGCAGUCUUCUUGAGGAGGCGAAGGAGAAGGUGCGAAAUACCGAGGGAGCCGAAAUCACGCAUGAAUACACCAUCAUCCCCGCCUUCGCCGCCACGGUUCCCGAGGGGAUGUUCCCCGAACUCCAAGCGAUGAGCACCGAUUACCCACCGACCAUUGAGGGCGAUGGCAUCAUGACGACGCAGGACAAAGAUGGAGGAGUGCAGGUGGGCAUUUAG
Molecule: messenger RNA, 273 nt
Organism: Didymosphaeria variabile
Lineage: Eukaryota; Fungi; Ascomycota; Dothideomycetes; Pleosporales; Didymosphaeriaceae
Exons: 2
Coding region: 1-273 (90 amino acids)
Source: RefSeq, a predicted model, not a curated record